UGUUGCCUCUCAACAGAUGACGCGUUGAGACAGGAAAUUUUGGAAAUCUAAUUGCAAAAAAUAAGUUAUAUGACAUUAGUUUGAAAUCAACGUAUGCAUUGAAGAUGAGUGACGGGGAAAAAAUAAGUGAACCAAAUGGAAUACAGUCUGCAGAAGUUCUGGAAUGGAAAAAAACCUUGAGAGAAAAAAGUCCAUCUCCAGUCCGAAAUGUUAAUAGGUCUAGGAGUCCUUCACCUGCACAAUCAAGUGCUAGAAAGAGAACUCCUAGAAAAGAGGUGUUUUCUGGCACAGUUCCAUCUUCUCCAGGUGUCCUUAUGAUGGAUGCACCAAAACCUACUUUAUCAAAAGGACCAAAGAUGUCACAGACUACUAAACUUUCAAACACUCGAAAAUCUGAUAAUAUGAGAAGAAGUACUGGCAGCAUGGCAGCUGCCUUUUCUAAUACGAAAGGAUCAUCAAAGAAUGGUACAUCUGAUGGUAUAGAGGCAGAAUAUAUAAAGAAUCUUCAGCAACAAAUUUAUUUCCUAGAACUAGAGACCAAUUAUCUGCGUGAGCAAGCAAAGAAAGCUACUGACAUGCAUCCAAAGAUGUCUGCAGAGGCCGAGAGAAUGUUGGCAAAAUUAAGGACAAUGCAGGCAGAAAUGGACGGACUACAGGUAGAGAGUAAACGCAAGGAAAGUAGCAUUAGCAUAAUUUCUAGAGAAAAAGCUCAUAUGGCUGAAAGACUGCGGGAGGAGGAAGAGGCGCGAGUGCAGGACAAGAGAUUGUUGAUGGAUGAGGUGAUAGAUCUGAAGAAAACCAUCGCCAAAAACGAGAGUGAGAUCUCGUACAAGGACAGUCAAUUGAUGGAUGCUCGAAAUGAACUUGAAAAAAGUGCUACAGCCUUAAAAAAUGCUGAAACUAAAAUAAUAUCAUUAAAAAGUCAGUUAGAACAAAGAAUUGAGCAGCAUAAAAUGACUCAGAUCAGCUUGGAUGAGAAAAGGUCGGACCUUCUCAGUGUUGAAACACAGCUCAAAUCGACUGAAGAGAAAUACUACAAUAGUACUGUAAAUCUACAAGAUAAAGUUGUUAAUGACCUUAGGGAAGAAAUUCGAGAUCUGAGAAUAAAACUGAAAGAAGCGGAAAUGUCAGCAGAGCAAGAGCGCCACCUACGAAGUAAAAUGUCCGAUGAUAGUUCUACUAUUGUCAGGGAGAACUCUGUUCUCCAUCAACAAGUUGUAGAGAUGACUAAACAACUAGAGAGAGAGAAGAAUCUACGAGAUGAAAUAGAGUCACGUCAUCAACAGACCAUCUCUGAAAUAGUUCAGAGUAAAGAAAGGGAAAAGGAGCUGAGAUUUGAACUUGAAUAUUCUAAAGAGAGUAUGACUAAAGAACAUGAUAGACUUAAACAAUAUCAAGAAAAACUAUCAUUUAAAGAUUCUGUAUCAACCCAGCAAGAACUACAGUUGAACACAGCACGUAGCCGAGUGACCGAGCUUACUGGUAUGCAUGAACAUCUAGAGAAAGAAAACACACAGUUACGUAAAGACAAAUCAUUGCUUGUGGACCAUGUUGCUGACAUACAGAAAAAGCUUGAACUGAAAAAUGAAGAGGUAGUGAACCUGAGGAGUCAAGUUCUCUCACUUGAACAGAGGUUUGGAGAAUUGGAACAGUUUAACUCCCUUGAACAUACGUCACAGAGUCAGAAAUGGGAAGAGUUUGAGAAGUUGGCAGAGAGUAUGCGUACUCUGUCACACACGAUGGCGCACUCUCAGUCUCGUAUGGGCAGUCCUAGAAAUACUUUGUUGAGAUCCUCAACCGGCAUGCCAAUGCAGUUUUAGAUUAAGACAACUAGGUAGCUCAAGUAGGGGGUUUGAAAAAUGAAUUAAAGGUCAUUAGUUGUGAAACAUAUAGGGUUGUAAGGUCAAGGCAGCUACUUACUUACAAAGUACUAAGUAUUUUUCAGCAAGAAAUAAGUUAGCUUCUCAAAGAUGGUAACUUUGAAAGAAAUCGACAUAUCAACUCAUGUUGCAUGAUACUACACAUAACAGUUGUAGUCAGUUUUUGUAGCUAACUAAAUUUUUGUGGAAUCGGAACAUCAUUUUCAUUAUGGCAACAUCUUUCUUUACUCAAUAUUAGCAUGGCAAACAAAAAUGCUAUUUAAAGUUUCUUUCAUUUCACAUAAACCUUUCUACCCUAGAAGUUUUAAUUAUUAAUUUUGCUCAGAAAUUAUAGAUUGGAGGUAUUGCCUGUUUUUGAUGUAUAUGUUCAAAGUGUUUAAUGUACCAGGACAUGUAAUAAGUUUGUUGGUCUUAAUCAGAAUUGAAAACGAAAGUUUAAAAGUUUUGACUUAAUUUUGCAUGUAGUAGAAUAUAAGAAAAACUUUCAAAUGCAAUUGUUUUUGUUGUUGUUAUUGUUAUGUUUAAAGUGGCAUUAUGAUAAAAUAAGGAAACUUUUGUCAAAAAUUUAGAAAGUUGUAAAUGUUAAAAAGUUCCAUGAAUAUUCAACCAAAAUGUUGAUCUCCUGAGAUUUUGGCCUCAUGAUUUGAACACUGGCUUUCUGUCGCGACUGAAUGUAUUAAGAGAAUUUAAUCAGUUUUGGGAGGUUUUGUGAACAUAAGAUAACUCGAAGCAUGUAUUGUUGAAUUUCUAGUUAGUUUUAGAAUUCUGAUUAACAAAGUCAUAUAUAUUGUGAUACUUUUUUUCUAUCUUAUUUAUUUUCUUUUUUUUAUGCAUAUAUGUUAAAGCACAUUGCAAGUAGAUUAUGUCACUGUUUGUUUUAUUUAUUAUUAUUGUUUACCUCAGUUACUUAGAAUGAUGAUAGUUUUUUAGUUUGAAAAAUGUUUUUUAGUCUUAGAAUUAAAUUUUUUAUUUACCUUAUAUGUGGCAUUUUAUGUGUGUGCAUUAAUGCAUUAUUUCAUGCCAUAUUGUUUCAAUCUAGGAAAACAGUAUAUUCCUUGUUGUAGCUAAUGUUUAUCCUCUACAUUUGGGAUGAUUUUAUUUUCCUCCUUAAGAAUUAUUUUAAUGUGGUAAUGUAUAAAUGUUGACAUACUAUUUUGAGGAAUGUUGUUAUAAAAACUAUAGACACGCACAAUGGAAUAACUAGUUAAAAUAUUUUGAAAGCUUUUAACUAUUUCAAAAGUUUUAUGAAUCAUUAUGAUACCAUUCCUGAGUAUUUUGCUCUCAAAUUAUUUAGUUAUUCAGGACAAUUUUGUAUAUCUCUAAUGACAAAUAUAGGCUUAACUGAAGAUGUUUCUAGUUUUAUCUGUGGUUGAGAAGGUUUUGAAGAUUUACUGGUAACUAGAGUUUUAAAUGUUUUGUUAAGUUAUUGUUCAAAUUUUAUUUGCAUGUCUGUAACUUUAAAAUGGGAUCCGUCAUAUAAAUGUAUAUUGCAGAGUCUGUUUCAUGUUGAUGAAGACUAGAGGAAAUACAUGUAUAUGAAAUACACAAGCAUGUAUGGGAGUCCAAGUAAUACCUGUACUGGCUGGUAUAAAAUGUUUUGAUUUUAAUGUAUUGAAGUAUUAGCAUGUUUUGAAGCAGAGUUUAGUAUAAUUGAUUCUUUUUCAUGUAAAAUGUCACUUCCAAACCUUUUUGGCCUUAGAAUAUUACUCUAGUUAAAGUCAACAUUAAAGAAAUACAUGCAUGAAUAAUUUCUUAAAUUUGUCCAUUUCAUUAUUCUAUAAAUUCAUUGUAAAUGAAGAUCACUUUACUUUGUCUUAGGUUCAUAAAUAUAUAAAAUGAUACUGACAUGUAGGGGAAUUUAUACGGUAGUUAUAUAGAAAACAAAGUUUUGACCUAGCAUAUAGAUAAUCUUGCCAGUAACAAUAUUAGUUAGAGGGUGAUGUGUAACUAGUUAAUGUACCAGUGCUUUUCAGUUGUGUAUUUCUCACUCAAAUUCUGUGAUAAUUAUUAUCAAUAUUUAUGUAAAAAUAAAGAAUAUACUAUUUCUAAAA
Messenger RNA from Ruditapes philippinarum (Manila clam), 3931 nucleotides. RefSeq names its product ELKS/Rab6-interacting/CAST family member 1-like. Lineage: Eukaryota; Metazoa; Mollusca; Bivalvia; Venerida; Veneridae. The transcript is spliced from 12 exons. The coding region runs from base 105 to 1820 and encodes 571 amino acids. The record is from RefSeq and is a predicted model, not a curated record.